Molecule: messenger RNA, 1620 nt
Organism: Helianthus annuus (common sunflower)
Lineage: Eukaryota; Viridiplantae; Streptophyta; Magnoliopsida; Asterales; Asteraceae
Product: lysophospholipid acyltransferase 1
Exons: 8
Coding region: 50-1438 (462 amino acids)
Biological process (GO): phospholipid biosynthetic process; lipid modification; triglyceride biosynthetic process
Cellular component (GO): endoplasmic reticulum; membrane
Molecular function (GO): acyltransferase activity
Source: RefSeq, a predicted model, not a curated record
UCACCGGAACCAAAUCUCAAACGGACUUACCGUGUGAACCAAGCAACCAAUGGAUAUGGAAUCAACGGCGGCGGCGAUCGGAGUAUCCGUACCGGUGCUCCGGUUCCUCCUAUGCUUCAUCGCCACUAUUCCGACCGGAUUCUUCCACCGGUUCGUUCCCGGCGGCGCCACCGGAAAACACCUCUACGCUGCUGUCACCGGAGUUGUGUUGUCGUACUUAUCGUUCGGUUUCUCGUCGAAUCUGCACUUUCUGGUGCCGAUGCUCGUCGGUUAUGUGUCAAUGGUGGUGUAUCGGAAGCGGUGUGGAGUGAUUACGUUUGUGUUAGCUUUUGGAUACCUUAUUGGAUGCCAUGUGUACUACAUGAGUGGAGAUGCAUGGAAGGAAGGGGGUAUUGAUGCUACUGGAGCUCUUAUGGUGUUAACAUUGAAAGUGAUUUCAUGCGCCAUUAAUUACAAUGAUGGGCUACUAAAAGAGGAAGAUCUCCGUGAUUCCCAAAAGAAAAACCGGUUGCUUAAGCUACCUUCUUUAAUAGAGUACAUGGGAUAUUGUCUCUGUUGUGCAAGUCACUUUGCAGGCCCGGUUUACGAAAUGAAGGAUUACUUAGAUUGGACAGAAGGGAAGGGGAUAUGGAGCAAGUCCGAGAAAGGUUCGCCGUCACCAUUCAGGGCAACCAUUAGAGCUCUUGUUCAAGCGGGUUUUUGUAUGGGUUUAUACUUAUAUUUGGUACCCCAUUAUCCACUAUCGAAAUUCACUGACCCGGUAUACAAAGAGUGGGGAUUCUGGAAACGACUUAGCUACCAGUACAUGGCGGGCCUUACGGCCCGUUGGAAGUAUUAUUUUAUAUGGUCCAUAUCGGAAGCUGCUAUUAUUAUUUCUGGCUUGGGCUUUAGUGGAUGGACUGAUUCUUCUCCACCCAAGGCCCGAUGGGACCACGCCAAAAAUGUUGAUAUAUUGGGUCUUGAGUUUGCUAGGAGCGCUGUAGAGAUACCGCUCGUGUGGAAUAUACAAGUCAGCACGUGGCUUCGUCAUUAUGUUUACGACAGACUUGUUCCAAAGGGGAAGAAGGCUGGUUUCUUCCAGUUGCUUGCAACACAAACCGUUAGUGCUGUUUGGCAUGGGUUGUAUCCGGGGUACAUCAUAUUCUUCGUUCAAUCAGCUUUGAUGAUUGCUGGUUCAAGAGCCAUUUACAGAUGGCAACAAUCCGUUCCGCCAAAUUUGGGGUUGCUUAAGAAGUUAUUUAUGCUUGUGAACUUUGCUUAUACAGUUCUCGUUUUGAGCUACUCCUGCGUCGGUUUCAUGGUAUUAAGCCUCCAUGAGACACUAACAUCAUACGGGAGUGUAUACUACAUUGGAACUAUUAUUCCUGUCGUACUGAUCCUUCUUGGUAACGUUAUCAAAACAAAGCCAGCUAGAUCGAAAGCCCGAAAAGAACAGUGAGAAAAAACCACCAUUUUAUGACAGGUCUGUUUGUAUCAGCUUAUUUAAAUUGUUCACUUAGCUGUCGUUUUCAUGUGUUCUUCAUAUCUUGUAAUGUACUAUAUAAUUAUCUGAUACGAGGUAGAAUUUGUUUGUAUGGAUGGAAUAGAAUGAAAUACACACAUAUCGAUAACUUUUGGCCA